GUAGGUCUUCGAUGAAUGUGAAAAUGUAUUGAGAGAGUAGAAUCAGUUGUGAAAUUUUACAAGAUUGUUGUCUGGAGCUCCUGCGUUAUCUGGUCUGAACAGAAGCAGGAUAACACUUCUCAAUUUCCCUCAGUUCCUGUGUGAUUUCGAACAGUCACAAGUCUUGGUAGUAGUGGGACUGUGCGAGACGGUGUUGUGACCAGGUGGUAGACGAGGGUUUGAAACCUUGAAAGCCAUGGCGAUGAUGCUGCGAGCAUGCCCUUUGGCAAGGCUUCGAGAUGUCCAUCUCGUUUCCUCCUUCAAGGGCUUGUCACUCAAGUCCAACUCCACUAGCGUCUCUUUCUCUGCCGUCCAGGUGACGCCGGCAUGCAAGAAGCUCGUUGUGCAGCCCAUGGCUGCCGCCGGUUACAAGCUCAAAUCCCACAAGUGGCAUCUGGUAGCGCUUGUUCGGCUCCCAAUCGUGGACAAAUUUGUUUUAGCCUAUGGGAACGCUAGUGGAGUUGGACAUGUCAGACAAGCCCUUGAAGGAGUUGGGCUUGCAUCAGCCAAGAGGUUUGGUGUAACAGGAAGUGGUAAGAUCACCAGAAGGUGUGCAGGAAGGGCUCAUCUUCUGCGGAAGAAGUCCACGAAGCGCAAGAACCGGCUCGCGGGCAAGACCGAGGUGAAGCACUGUGACUGGCAGAAUGUGAUUGGCGCUCUGCCAUACCUGAAGACAAAGAAGCAAUAGAGUUUUUUCUUGGUAGUAUCUUGACAGAUAUGAUUAAGCUAGGAAGUCUGUUUGGGAAACGCCAUAGUUAAGCUUCAGGUCGCAAAUGGCAAUCUACAUCCAGGACGCGACUCUUUCUGUAACACGCAAUUUUUUCUCAUGCACUCAUGGAUGGACAUGCAUCUCCCCUUA
Molecule: messenger RNA, 898 nt
Organism: Physcomitrium patens
Lineage: Eukaryota; Viridiplantae; Streptophyta; Bryopsida; Funariales; Funariaceae
Source: RefSeq, a predicted model, not a curated record